Molecule: messenger RNA, 246 nt
Organism: Miscanthus lutarioriparius
Lineage: Eukaryota; Viridiplantae; Streptophyta; Magnoliopsida; Poales; Poaceae
Source: the annotation of a GenBank genome assembly
AUGGUGGCCAAUGGUGAUGCACCUGCUAGAGGGAGUGCGGCGGCAGCUGCAAGCCUGCGUAGGCGCAGGACCACGAGCGGAGCUGCUGGUGGUGGAGGCGGUGCCAGCUCAAUGCUCCAGUUCUACACCGAUGAGGCUGCAGGGCGCAAAAUGUCACCAAACACUGUUCUGAUCAUGAGCAUUGGGUUUAUCGCUGUCGUCGCUGUGCUCCAUGUUUUCGGGAAGCUGUACCGCACCUCCAACUAG